This is a messenger RNA of Notothenia coriiceps (black rockcod), 1485 nucleotides long. RefSeq names its product methyltransferase like 27 (gene mettl27). Lineage: Eukaryota; Metazoa; Chordata; Actinopteri; Perciformes; Nototheniidae. The record is from RefSeq and is a predicted model, not a curated record. The transcript is spliced from 6 exons. The coding region runs from base 148 to 834 and encodes 228 amino acids.
GCAACAACACGGAAACCACGAACCCCACACAGCAAUAAAUACUGCACUCAUAAUAAUACAAAUACAGUGUGUAAUUAUAAACAUCCGAGGGAUCCAACUUGAUAAACUAAUGAAGAAGAAACAAACAUCGAAGCUACUGUUUGUAUAAUGGCAUCCACCACUAACACUUUGGAAAAUGUGAAAGCAAAUAUCUUAUCAGCUCAUAAAAGCACCACGUUGGCAGAAAAGGUGGACUUCUACAAUUCAUGGGCAGAGAACUAUGAUCAGGACGUGGCAGUUCUGGAGUACCGGGCACCGAGCCUGGCAUCAAACUGCGUCUCCUCCCAUUUCAGCGGUGAUCGUGGAGCAGCUGUCGUGUUAGAUGUGGCCUGUGGUACUGGACUGGUGGCCAAACAGAUGAAGAAACUUGGAUUUGGACACUUUGUGGGUAUUGAUGGAAGUGAGGCUAUGUUGGAGUUGACCAGAGAGAGCGGGUUGUACCAGGACCUGAAGCAGUGCAUGCUGGGAGAGGGGCCACUACCUGUCGAGUGCGGUUCGUUUGAUGUGGUUGUGAUUGUUGGAGCUCUGAGUGAUGGUCAGGUCCCGGUUGGUGUCGUCAGAGAGUUGUGCAAGUGCACCAAACUAGGUGGCUACGUUUGCAUGACUACCAGAAGAAACCAGGACAAUUUAGAAUACAAAGAGGCCCUGGAGCGAGAGCUGAAGCAGAUGGAGGCCGAUGGUCUGUGGACAUGUGUGGAGGUCUCUGAGGUGGAAGACUGGGAGCGAGCAGUGUCAGAGCAUGAGGACGGAUACAUACCUGGUGUUGUGUACCUCUAUAAGAGACUACAACUAUAGUAGUAAAGGUAGAUGUACAAAACAUUUUUGACAUUGUCCGUCCCUGACAAUCCUGAAAUUAAAGAUGGGAAGCUUUAUUCACAGGAAUACAUUUAAGAUAUGAAAUGUUUAUGACUAAAUAUCCACAUAUUGCAGUAAAAUUGGUUUCUGAAAAGACUCAAACUUCAAACUUUUACAGAUGUAUUUAUUAUGCGUUGUGUCGUUAAUGUUAUUUUGUACCAUUAGUAUCAACAUUUAAAUUGUGGAAGAUAAUUUUGAUGAUUUCAAAACUUAGGUGAUUUGAUGCCAAAUAAACCCACAGCCACAAGGAUUUCUAGUGGUCUCAAAAAAAGGUACUGUUGUUUAUAUUUUGUAUUGUCUUGAUCUCAAGGUAUAUCAUUUAUGUGAAUCUAAGGUAGGCUUACGUGACGAAAGAAAUGUUACUCAAAUGCUCGAGGAGUUUUCUACCUUAUAUCCAUUGUGAGGGAAUCUAUGAUUCUCUGAAACCUGACCAUAUUUAAUCUGAAGCAUCUUUGCUGUCCAAACUGAGUAUUUGUGUUAACACCAGAGCACUUAAGAGAACAGAUAUUAACCGUAUAUGGGUGUUAUGUGAUUUAACAAAUUAUAUAUAUGAAAGAAAUCAUGAUAAAAUACUGCAACUAUCACAGAACG